UGAAACAAAUAUGGGUGGCUGCUUAAGCAACAAUGCAACUUCUGGCAAAAAAUUCAAGCUAGGAAGCAAUAAGGAUUAUUAUUCCAGAUCAAAAGCUACCAACUUAACUGCAGAAGAGAUUGAAGCGAGAAGCCAAUUUGAUCAUAAAAAGCCAUGUAAGGAAAAGAUCAAACAAGCUGGUGAAAUUCUUAAGAAAGAACUUGGCAUUGAUUUCCAAAAACUAAUCAAUGAGUGUGAGGACCUAGUGUUCCCUCCUGAUGACAUUAGUAGCUAUGAGUAUGAGCUAUUUCUUGAAAUUAACAUUAUGAGGACCAAUCCCGAGAAAUUUGUCUCAUAUAUCCUUGAUAAUUACAUAACAAAAUUUUCCAAUUCUGAAGAAGAGAAAUUCAAGGAAACCUGAAGUCAUUUAAAAUAGCAUGAUGAAGCUCAAACCUGUCAAGUGGGAUCCCAGAAUAGAGUCCAGCAUCGCUGAUUACCAAGACAAAGGAUCUGAUAUUACAGAGAGACUGGAAAAGUUAGGGAUUAAUCGAGAAGUUCUCUCAACAGAGGUUUUACUAAAAGGCUCUAAAUUUGCAUUUGAAACUCUCUGAAAUUUACUCAAAAGCACGGAUGACGAUAAGAACUUAGAGAAAGAAAAACUUCUUUUCUCCAUGUUUAGAAAUAUCGCAAUAGGAUGCACCGAUAAGCUUGAUGUAGCUAUUGUGUUGACCAAUGAUUAA
Moneuplotes crassus is the source of this 719-nucleotide messenger RNA. The record is from the annotation of a GenBank genome assembly. Lineage: Eukaryota; Ciliophora; Spirotrichea; Euplotida; Euplotidae.